UAUUGAUUAGACGUGUGUGUGUUGUUUCCCUUCGGUCGUAUUUGGCUGUGGCACCACCAAAGUGCAACAGCAAUGGCUACCAGCGACGGAAGUGAUUAUUUUAAACGGACCAGUCUGUUUUGGGUCGUCACAAUUACGGUGGCAGUUGGAUACUUUUCUUUCAUUGUGUUUGCACCAGAAAAAAUCCCAUUCGAUCACCUUGGCCCGUUCGGCAGCUUCUGCAGAUACCUAGUGGAUAACCAUGCUGACCUAAUGUACAAAGGGUGGUGGGCAGCUUUUGCCAUUCAUGUUGGCGAAGGCGUCUAUUCUUUAAAGGUUUGCAGCAACAAAGGGAUCAGCAGCCCAACCACUCGCUUUCUGUGGUUCUUCCAGACCUUUCUGUUUGGCAUCGCCUCCCUUGGCCUGCUCCUUAAGUACAACCCGAAGCGUCUCAAAAAGCACUAACCCCAGCAAGCGGUGCCUUCGGAGCAAUACAGCUGAAUCUUGACAUUCAUGGUGCCUUUUCUUAAGUUUGAUGACCCUUUUAUGUGC
Cyprinodon tularosa is the source of this 531-nucleotide messenger RNA. RefSeq names its product transmembrane protein 254 (gene tmem254). Bases 73 to 444 code for a protein of 123 amino acids. The record is from RefSeq and is a predicted model, not a curated record. The transcript has 4 exons. Lineage: Eukaryota; Metazoa; Chordata; Actinopteri; Cyprinodontiformes; Cyprinodontidae.